Ectocarpus sp. CCAP 1310/34 is the source of this 3425-nucleotide messenger RNA. The record is from the annotation of a GenBank genome assembly. Lineage: Eukaryota; Phaeophyceae; Ectocarpales; Ectocarpaceae.
AUGAAGAAACCUAGUAGUGGAUUGGUGAUGACCAUUGCCUCAGAUGAUGAGGUGGAGCCAGAGGCAGACACCGACGAUGACAGUGAGAGCGAGGCCCCGGCAGCAGUCGUCAAGCCCGCCGCCGCUCCUCUGACCAAGGCAGGGAAGAAGCGGCAGCGGCAGAAGGCGGCGUCCGCGACCGGGGCUGGGCGGAAGGAGGGCGAAGGCACGGUGGACCCGAGUUUCUCGUUUGAUGUCGACAGCGGCAACCUCGGCAUUGCCGAGAGGCAGGCCGUCAACGGCUGGGACUUCAAGAGCGCUAUCGAGAAGCUUGCCAUGGAGGACCCGAGGCGAGCGAGGACGGGACAGGUCCUCGAAGACCGGAUUGCCGCAAAGAGGUCGGAGCUGCGCAAGGGCAAGCGGAAGGCCAAAGAUAUGGCCAAGGCUAAGGCCGCCGCUGCAGCCGAGACGCAAGAGCAUGAUGAGGCGGAAGGUGAAGGAGAGGCGACGGCUUCAUCAGGCCUGGAUAAGAUGGACGAGGACGAGGAGGAAGAUGAGGCUGCUUCGGCGAAUGGCGAUGGCGGCGCUGGCUCCAAGGAGGGAGAAGGUGUAGAGGAGGAGGAGGAGGAAUCUGACGAGGACGGUUCAGGGGGCGAUGAGGAGCAGGAGGGGGGCCUUGAGGAGGAUAACUUGCGCGAGCUUUCAGCCGGGUCACGCGGAAAGCGUCUCGAGGCCGCGAAACGAAAAGAAGACCGUCUUUCAGCCGCAGCCGCAGCAGCCGCCGCCGGCAACGACAAGGGCCAAAGCGAUAACGACGAAAGCGAUGGCGAUGAGGCCAGCGAAGAGGAGCUCGACGAGGACCAGCUGGAAGCGAAGAAAGCGGCGGAAUACUUCGAGGACGGGGACGAUGGAGACUUGUCCCGGGGGAGCGGCGAUGCGUCCUCGGGGGGCGUGCCGUUCCAGCAGCUGAACAUCUCUCGGCCGCUGCUUAGAGCGGUCGAGGCCAUGGGGUACGUCACCCCGACGUCCGUGCAGCAGCGAGCGGUGCCAUUCGCUUUGGCGGGAAGGGACGUGUGUGCGAGCGCGACGACGGGGAGCGGCAAGACCGCGGCGUUCCUCCUCCCCAUCCUGGAGAGACUGCUCUACCGCCCCAAGAAGGUGGCCGUUACGCGAGUCAUGAUCAUAACGCCAACCAGGGAGCUCGGCGUCCAGAUCCACAGCAUGUGUCGCAGCCUGUCGCAGUUCACGGACAUUGCCUCCGCGCUGGUUGUGGGAGGCAACAAGAACCUCAAGGCGCAGGAAGCGGAGCUGCGAGCAAGGCCUGACAUCGUGAUCUGUACACCUGGCCGUAUGGUGGACCACCUUACCAACUCGGCUUCGGUGCACAUGGAUGAUGUUGAGAUACUAGUCCUGGACGAGGCGGACCGUCUGCUGGAGCUGGGUUUCCAGGAGGAGGUGGCCGAGCUCGUCAAGUCCUGCCCCAUCGGGAGGCAGACCCUCCUCUUCUCCGCCACCAUGAACACCAAGGUCGACGACCUCGCGUCACUGGCGCUCAACAAGCCUGUGAGAGUGAAGGCCUCGCCGAUGAACUCGGCCCCCCAGAGGCUGGUGCAGGAGUUCGUGCGGAUCAGGCAGAGCCGAGAGCAAGAUCGGGAGGCAAUUCUGCUGUCCCUCCUCACCAGGACCUUCAAGACGAAAACGAUCGUUUUCUUCGACACCAAGAGCCUGGCGCACAGGCUCAACAUCGUACUCGGCAUCGCUGGCAUCCGUGCGGCAGAGCUUCACGGCAACCUGGCCAUGACGCAACGGCUAGAGGCCCUCGACAGGUUUAAGAGCGGCGAUGUGACGGUGCUGGUGGCUACCGACCUGGCGGCGAGGGGGCUCGAUAUCACGGGCGUGCACACCGUCAUCAACUUCGAGAUGCCCAGGUCGGCGGACUCUUACAUCCACCGCGUCGGUCGGACAGCCCGCGCUGGAUGCGGAGGCCGCUCAGUGACCCUUAUCGGCGAAAGCCGUCGGAUAGUGAUGAAAGACGUGCUCAAGACUCAGGGAGAAGGCGUCGAGAUCAAGAGUCGAGCUGUGCCGCAAUCAGCGAUUGACCACUUCAGGUCGAAGAUUGAGGGCAUGGAGGCUUCCGUUAAGGCCAUCCUCACAGAGGAGAAGGUGGAGAAGGAGGAAAGGUGUGCCAUGAUGGAGGCCGACCGUGCGGUUAACCUCGUGGAGCACCAGAAGGAGAUACACGCACGGCCCGCUCGACAGUGGAUCGUCAGUCAACAGCGCAAGACCGAGCUUGCCGAGGAGUCAAAGGCGGAGGCGGUGGCGCAAGCCCUCAAGGCGGCCGGGAAAACUACCAUCCCCGUGCCCCGUGGGGGAGGCGACGCAGACCGCGGCAACACCGACCAGGGGGCGGCGAAGAAGGAGCGGGAGCAGAAGCUGCACCGCCUCACGCGGAAGAAGAGGAGGCGGAUCCUCGCCAGGGAGGCCGACGAGCGGGAGGCGAAGGAGGAGGCGGAGGAGCUCAAGGCGCAAGGCAAGCCUGUGCCCUCCAACGUCUCCUCGAAGUCAAUGGUUCGCGCUGCGAAGAAGGAGGCCAGGGAGGCUGAGAAAAAGAAUGAGGAUAAGCCUCUCGCGCAGCUGCGUGGUGCCAAGAGGAAGCUCGAUGUUGGCAGCGGGUCCGCUUUCGACUUCGACCUCAACACGAAGAAGGGGGGGGCGGCGAAGGGAAAGACCGCUGAAGGAAAGGCGACUGGGACGGCGGAGAGCCGGUACAAGUUCACGGAGUUCGAUCCAAACAAGCGGCUCAAGAGGGGCGCCAAGAAGGGAUCAGCCAAGUUCAAGUCCAAGUCCAAGUUCAAGCGAAAGAAGUAAUUAGUCUCAAGUAUUGGUGCUGAGACAGAGCUGACACAAAAGUAGACCAGAUGAGGUUGAAGCGAAAAAGUGAGAUGAUAUCGGUACUGACACAGCCGUGUAGAUUAAUUCAAUCAAGACAACAAAAAUAUCUCGGUGCUGAUAGUCGAUGACGGAUACAAGCGAAAGAUGUGAACAGUCUUCGUGCGGGCAGAUGGACGUCGCGUGCUCGUCUACCUGCUUUGCCCAUGACGGGUUUCAUUUAUGAAUCAGGAGGGAGGGUGUGUGUAUGUUCACUGUGAGCUCGUUUUGACGCGGGCAUACCAGAAUCGACAUGGCAUCUGCCGAGUCGAGUGCGAUCGUUUUCCUCGGGCGAAGGGAGACGGACUAUGGGUUUGCGAGACUUGUAUUGAUAUUCAUUCUGUGGUUCGCUGUUUCGCUGAGGCUUACUCAGUAGUUGUAGUGAUUUGGGUGAUUGUUGCCGCUGGCGCUGCGGAUAAUUUGCUGGCUUCCCUUGCUGACUUGGGGUAGGUUUGCCGCAAGACAGCCAGCCUCGAGUGGCCGGGCAAUUCACGAGUGACCAAGCUGUUCACAAACGC